Molecule: messenger RNA, 1361 nt
Organism: Bradysia coprophila
Lineage: Eukaryota; Metazoa; Arthropoda; Insecta; Diptera; Sciaridae
Gene: Fdh
Product: alcohol dehydrogenase class-3 Fdh
Biological process (GO): formaldehyde catabolic process
Cellular component (GO): cytosol
Molecular function (GO): S-(hydroxymethyl)glutathione dehydrogenase [NAD(P)+] activity; zinc ion binding; alcohol dehydrogenase (NAD+) activity
Source: RefSeq, a predicted model, not a curated record
AUUAUUAUCUGAAUAUCAAUCUGUCGAAUCUUUCAGACUACUCAACUACCUCGUCGAGUCGAUACGCCGGCCUGUAGUUUUUCAUUCAUUUUUGUGUUUUUUUUUAUUUCGGUGGUAAUUUGUUAUUACUGUAGAAAUGUCGUCCGAAACCGCCGGAAAGGUUAUUACGUGCAGAGCAGCUGUCGCCUGGGAGCCAAAGAAGCCGCUUUCUAUUGAGACCAUUGAAGUUGCACCACCUCAAGCUAAUGAAGUUCGUAUUCGAAUUGCCGCAACCGGCGUCUGCCAUACAGAUGCAACUACAAUGGAUGGGCUAGAUGCUGAAGGUGUUUUUCCUGUUGUUCUUGGCCAUGAAGGCGCUGGUAUUGUCGAGAGUGUCGGCGAGGGAGUUACUAAGUUCAAAGCUGGCGAUCAUGUACUACCAUUGUACAUUCCACAAUGCUACGAGUGUGCCUUUUGCAAGAGCCCCAAAACCAAUUUGUGUCAAAAGAUUCGGCUAACCCAAGGACGUGGAGUUAUGCCGAAUGGAACGACACGAUUUACCUGCAAGGGACAAUCGCUUUUCCAUUACAUGGGAAUAUCAUCAUUUUCCGAGUAUACGGUCGUUGCCGACAUAUCUUUAGCUAAGAUCGACGAAACUGCUCCCUUGGACAAGGUUUGUUUGUUGGGCUGUGGAAUUCCGACUGGAUAUGGAGCUGUCUUGAAUACUGCUAAAGUCGAACCGGGUAGUACCUGUGGUGUUUGGGGUCUCGGCGCUGUUGGCUUGGCAACAUUGAUGGGCUGCAAGAAGGCUGGAGCUUCGAAAAUUGUUGGCAUUGACAUCAACCCGAGCAAAUUCGAUAUUGCCAAACAAUUCGGUGCCACUGAAUUCAUCAAUCCGAAAGAUUUCGGUGAUACGCCCAUUCAGCAAGUGAUCGUAGAAAAGUAUGGUGGACUUGAUUACACCUUCGAAUGCGUCGGAAAUAUUCAUACGAUGCGAGCAGCUCUGGAAUCGGCUUGCAAGGGAUGGGGAGUGUCGGUUAUCGUUGGUGUUGCACCAUCUGGCACUGAAGUCAGUACCCGACCAUUCCAAUUGGUAACCGGCCGAACAUGGAAGGGAACAGCAUUUGGUGGAUGGAAGAGUGUCGACAGCGCUCCGAAAUUGGUCGAUUCGUACAUGCAGAAGGAAUUGAAGAUCGACGAAUUUAUCACUCAUACUAUGGAUUUGGACAAAAUCAAUGAGGCAUUCGAUUUGCUACAUCGCGGUGAAAGCAUCCGUGCCGUUGUCUUACUUAAAUAACGAAAAUAUUGUAAAAGUCCAUGUCAUGUAAUUUGAUUACAAAAAUAUAAAUUUGAUUAAAUAAACAGGAAUUUUUCAGAGAAAA